Molecule: messenger RNA, 1367 nt
Organism: Engraulis encrasicolus (European anchovy)
Lineage: Eukaryota; Metazoa; Chordata; Actinopteri; Clupeiformes; Engraulidae
Product: protein transport protein Sec16A-like
Exons: 12
Coding region: 125-1315 (396 amino acids)
Source: RefSeq, a predicted model, not a curated record
GGCUCUUUCAUCUCUUGAGACCUCUAUUGUUGUUUGGGACGAGAAGAAUCACCCAUUGGUGAAUCAGGAUGAGCCAUAGGAGGAGAGCAAGCCCCUUCCACCUCCCCAUUCCAGCGUCCACAAGAUGGCCCCACCAGGAGCCGGGACCGAAUCAGGUGUGAGCAGACGUUAUGUGGACAUACCGAACCGUGGCACGGGAGCCGAUGGUGUAGGCGAGGGUGCACCCAAAAAGACAAUGCCCGCGCCCGCGCCCGCGCCCGCGCCCGCGCCCGCGCCCGCCGACCUGUUCGCCCCCCUCGCCCCCAUGCCUAUGCUGCCCCCCAACAUCCUCUUCAGCCCCAACGCCACGGAUGGAGCCAACCAGACGCAACCCCAGAGUGGCGGAGGUGGCGGCUGGUUGAUACUUUGCUGCUUGGCUGCGUGGCUAGUCGGUGGGCUAGUUUGCAAAAAUAAGGCAAAGAAGAAGAAAGAGGCCUUCCUCCCAGAGGACCGCACUAAAACAAUUGUUUGGGACGAAAAGAAGCAGCUGUGGGUUAAUCAGGAUGAGCCAGAGGAGGAGAGAAAGCCCCUUCCACCGCCGCCAUCUGCCUUCCCAAAGAUGGCCCCAGGACGCGGGAGAAACAUGUUCAGGAGAGGAGGUGUGAGCAGACGUUAUGUGGACAUACCGAACCGUGGCACGGGAGCCGGUGGUGUAGGCGAGGGUGCACCCAAAAAGACAAUGCCCGCGCCCGCGCCCGCCGACCUGUUCGCCCCCCUCGCCCCCAUGCCUAUGCUGCCCGCCAACAUCCUCUUCAGCCCCAACGCCACCCCUCCCACCAUCCUCUGGGACGGCGCUCCCCCCAUGCCCCCCAUGCCGGACGCCAUGGGCGGCUUCUACCUGACGGUGCCCGCGCCAACUGUGCCCACCUUCUUGCCGACCUACCAGGUCGACGGCAGUGCCCCCAUGGCAAUGCCCCCUCUCUCCAUGCAGCACACUGGACCACCCACACCACAGUUAAACUCUGAAAUGCCCGGACACAUGACCCCUCAGUUGCCUGGUCAGAUGCCUUGCCCUCCCAUGCCCGGCCAACAGAUGCCAGGGCAGCAAAUGCCGGGACAAAUGCCCCCGCCGAUGCAGGUGCCUCAGCAGAUGCCAGGCCAAAUGGCAGACCAGAUGCCAGGCCAGAUGCCAGGAGGGCACAUGCCUCCCCCGCAGGCCCCGCCAGCAGCAGGUGUAACCCUCUAUCACCCCGCCCAAUUUUCACAGGCGGCUCCAGUGGCCACACGUGUCGGGGGGCGGCUGGGCGGACGGAGAGUCUACCCCACUCUUAAUUGAGCACUGUGGAUCCAUAUAAGGGCUUCACCCAUUUAUUACUUAUAUAUAUUCA